Marasmius oreades (fairy-ring Marasmius) is the source of this 1735-nucleotide messenger RNA. RefSeq lists its product as uncharacterized. Lineage: Eukaryota; Fungi; Basidiomycota; Agaricomycetes; Agaricales; Marasmiaceae. The transcript has 14 exons. The record is from RefSeq and is a predicted model, not a curated record. The coding region runs from base 1 to 1647 and encodes 548 amino acids.
AUGACAAGGAUCUUUAGUGUCCUCGUACUUCUUCACGCCAUCUUCCUGUCUCCUACGGCAGGUCUCGCUACUAGAUCAGUGCAAGGCCCCCUUGAUGUACGUCUGGAAAUAGGAACGUACCGAGGGACUACCGUGAACGAGACAGAGCAAUGGCUAGGAAUUCCCUACGCGACGCCACCUCUUGGAAAACUUCGAUUCAAACCUCCGGUGCCGCUCAAACCAACCCCGACUCGGAAGGAUGCUCGUGUGACAGAUGCAUCCAAAUUCUCUGAUGCCUGCCCACAACCUCCUUCGCCGACACUGGGUGCAUCUCCUGGAGAGGAUUGCUUGUAUCUCAAUAUAUGGCGUCCUCAAAACACAUCGCACAACGAGAAACUUCCGGUGCUCGUUUGGUUCCCAGGUGGUGCGUAUAUUAGUGGCUCGGGUUCCCAACCUCAAUAUCUACCAACACGCAUGCUCCAACGAAGUGAUGAAGUGGACAAACCUAUAAUCUUCGUGACUUUCAAUAACCGACUAAAUUCGUUUGGUUUCCUCGCAAGCUCUACGAUACCCGAAGAAGACCUCAACAUCGGAACGCAAGAUCAAAUCGCAGCUCUCAGAUUCGUUCAACAGAAUAUAGCUGCCUUUGGUGGAGACCCAGAAAAAGUCACUCUCUGGGGUCAGUCGGCUGGUGGUGGAAGCGUACAAGCGUUACUUGUGUAUCUAGACCCAGAGGAGCGAUUAUUCCGUGGUGGGAUUGGCGACUCGUCGACGGGGCCAUUCAAAAGCUCUCCUCCUCCCGAUGUAUAUGACCGGCCCGGGAUGCCUUUUGAUCGGCUGUUGCGAGCGACUAAUUGUACUGCUGGCCCAGAAGCUAUCGAUUGUCUUCGAGAUGUUCCGUUCGAGAAACUCAUGAAUGUCAGUAAUCAAAUGAUUCUUGGCACUGUUGGGCUUCAAUUAUGGCAACCUACAAUCUCUCCCGGAAACCUAUUGAAUAUUGAGGCUUCCGAAAGGAUUAGGAAUGGGAGUUUCCUUUCUCUCCCAUAUCUUGCCGGAACGAAUCUCAACGAAGGCGCCUUGUUUAGCGUUCUCGUUCGAAACAAGAAUCUAACAGGCGCUGCACAAGAUGCUGCUUUCAACGACUUCAACUUGGCGUUGUAUAUCGAUAACAGUACUAUCACCCAGGAGACACUGCUGGAAACCGACCGACUUUGGGCGGAGAAUGACACGACUCUAGGUGCCCCGUUUAACACGGGUGAUACCUUAUUCGAUCGUGCAUCAGCAUGGUACACAGACGAGAUGUUCCUUGCCCCCCGCAGACUAUUCUUCGAAAAUGCGGCUGCGAAGCAGAAUCUCUUUGCUUAUUAUUUUCGAGAGUUCAUCCCUGGAGAUGAUCCGUUUCUUGGAGUCUUUCAUGCUUCUGAACUACGAAUGUUCUUUGGGCCAGUACCCGAUGUCGAAGUUGACUUUGCGAAUAAAAUGACGGACUUUUACCUCAACUUUAUCUACGAUCUAAACCCUGGACCUGAAUGGCCCAGAUAUGAUCUAGAGACUCGGCCUGUUUUACAGCUCCUUCGGGGAAAUAUCACGGUCAUACAUGAUGAUUGGGAUACUGAAAAGACGGACUUUUUGAACUCAGACCGGGUGCUGAAGGAGUAUCAAAAAUGAAUACUUGCCCUGUGUAAGGCCACCAACCCUGGUUGUUACCGUUAGAAUACAAUUUUUUUUCUACUUGCAAUUCUUUGAGUAGCGUGAG